Messenger RNA from Solanum lycopersicum (tomato), 1334 nucleotides. RefSeq lists its product as uncharacterized. The record is from RefSeq and is a predicted model, not a curated record. Gene Ontology annotation, cellular component: small-subunit processome; nucleolus. Lineage: Eukaryota; Viridiplantae; Streptophyta; Magnoliopsida; Solanales; Solanaceae. Gene Ontology annotation, molecular function: small ribosomal subunit rRNA binding.
AUAUACAUAUAUACACAAACAAAUAGCCCCAAUUCAGCAAAUUCUAGGGUUUUGAUUCUCCUAAUCGCCGGCGCCGAUUGCCGUCAACCUUCAAAUCGCUGAUCAUCAUCUAUUUUUAGCAGUUAUAGUCGGUUGACGAUUCACCUGUCCAGAUGAGGGUGAAAAAGCAGAAGCGGCAUAGGAGAGCUGUGAGGUUUUACACGGCUUGUUUUGGGUUUAGAGAGCCUUUUAAAAUCUUCUGUGAUGGAACAUUUGUGCAUCAUCUUGUUGUUAAUCGCAUUACACCUGCUGAUACUGCAUUGACAAAUAUUCUAGGUGCCCCAGUUAAACUAUUCACCACAAGAUGCGUUCUUGCGGAGUUGAAGAGUCUUGGUGGUAACUAUCAGGAAUCACUGAAUGCAGCUAAUAACCUUUUUACUGCACGAUGUGACCAUGAGACACGCAAAAGUGCUGAAGAUUGCAUAACUGAAGUUAUUGGGGAGAACAAUCCUGAACACUUUUUUGUUGCUACUCAAGAUGCAGAUAUGCGUAGAAGUCUUCAGAAGAUACCUGGUGUGCCCCUAAUUUUUGCUCUUAGGAAUGCAUUAUUUCUCGAACAACCAUCAUCAUUUCAACGUGAGUUUGCCAAAUCUGCUGAAGAAAAACGUCUUCACAUGACUGACCUGGAGUACAACAUGCUUAGACAGGGGAAAAAGAGGAAACUGUCCGAUGUCAAACAAGGGGAUUCUUCCAAUGCAUCAGAGGGAGAGACAGAUGAUGUUUCACAGGCUCAGAUUAUCAAUACAAAUCUUCAGAGGAAUGGAAGUGAUGUCAAGGAUAAAGUUCGUUUCAAGAGAAAGAAAGCUAAGGGUCCAAAUCCACUCUCUGUGAAGAAGAAGAAGAAGAAGCCUGUGGAUACAAUCACGACCUUGGGAAAGUUCCAAGUGCAGGAAAACAAGAAUGGUGAGGGAACUGUGAGAAGCAGGAAGAGAUCAAGGAAGAGGUCACGCAAAAAUGUCGUAGUAGGAAAUGCUUAGUGUUGAAGCCAUCCACCCCGGCUGUGAUAUCAGGAGGAAUUUUGAUAUCAAGCAUAGUACAAUCUUAUAUUUAUCAAAGGAAGAGUCUAUUGCUAAUUUUUGAUCAAUUUUGAAUUUUCCAUGAAUUUUGCCCUUAUGAUAACACUAGAAAAAGGUGCCCGUGCUAGUAUGGGCCCAAUAUCUACUUAUUUUUUAGUUUUAAUUAAUGCGAUAUAGAUAGAAUUAGAAAGUUGAUUAAAUCUUAAUAUGAUUUUUAAAUUUUUUAAGUUGUUAAUUACUUUUUCUUUGAUAAUGUGAAGAGGCCCAUUAAGAUGUCCA